Aspergillus neoniger CBS 115656 is the source of this 1030-nucleotide messenger RNA. RefSeq lists its product as uncharacterized. The record is from RefSeq and is a predicted model, not a curated record. The coding region runs from base 142 to 918 and encodes 258 amino acids. NCBI's taxonomy places the organism in Eukaryota, Fungi, Ascomycota, Eurotiomycetes, Eurotiales, Aspergillaceae. The transcript has a single exon.
CUUCAACCGCUAGGUGUUAGUGUUUUUGCCUCCCUAGGCAGUCAUUACAGUUACCACCUAUGGGAGAGCUUACAAAUUGGCCAAGUCAACAUCACAGAGCAUAGUUUCAUACCUUUGUGGUGGCAAGCACGGGAGGAUGCCAUGACUCCAGAGAACAUAGUAUCAGGUGGCAGUCAUCAGGCCUCUGGCCCAUUAGCAAAGAGCGGAUAUUUAAGCGAGCAGGCUUUGAUCUUGCUAAUCUUCCUCAGGCAGCUGGUAUUCCAUCUGAUGCUGCAACACCUCCUCCACAGCCUGACCAGUAUAAUACGAUCCUACGCUCGCUCGAGUCGGCCACGCCUGAACGCAGGGAGAAGCUAUACAAAUACCUCAAGGACUGCUACCUGCAUAAAUGCUGCAGUACUGAUCUACUCCGCCACGAACUACUUGAACUACGCAAAAAGACUAGAGUUCCGCAAUGCUCAACGUCAGCUGCAUGAGAAAGGUGCAUUCGUCCGGGCAGAUGGCGUGGUUCUUGACCUCACAGAGGUUGAUAAGAACCAACGUGCCUCUAUACAAAAGAAGGCAGAAAGGGAAGCGAAACAGCAAGCAAAACCAGCAAAAUCUGAUGCUUUGAAGCAACGGGCGGAUACAGAUCAGGAUACGCCUACAGUGCCUGCAAAAAAGCGUCGUAUUCCUGCAAUCACUACACCUGUUCCAACGCGUGAGCCGCUUAACCAAACACCUAGUCUGCCACCUCGUCUGCCAAGUCAACCUAUACAGACAUCCUACACACCUGCUCACGCCGGUCUCCAGACACAGCUAGAGAGUGACGUUGAAGGAAGACCUCGAAUGGCACCUUUCGUGCUUAUCCCUACACCUGCAUACAGUGUUCCUGGCUAUACAGGUCCGAUCCCUUCGGGAUCCCAAUACAAGGACUGAGCAAGCAGUUGGUGGCGCUACGAAGAUGACCUCUCUCGAUUAGGAAUGGCCCAUACGCAGCAUCCUGCUCAGAGACUCUAAUCUCUAAUAAUUCCUGAAUAGCAUCAUUGUA